CAGUCUGAAGCCGUUGGCUGCUACUGAACCGUUUGGCUCUUUUCUCUACUAGCGAGCAAACCUACAAUCUAGACCCAACUGUACAUCCAGCUCAUUUUUAAGGGGAUUUAUCACUAUAUAUGCCCGUGUUUCCAAAACACAUCGGUCAUUGGGGAUUCCUAGCCCCGCUUUGCCGGGUCUGAAGGCAGUUAUAACGCUUUUUUCGAGGUGUAAUUAGAGCUAGAAAACAACGGUGGUGGAGGAGAUUCCAUAUUAGGAGCACAGAGGAGAAGGCACCCCCCUUGUGUGAUUUGGAGCUUUUGGUUCUGAGCACAUGGUACAAGGUCCUGACUGAAAACACUGGUGGUGCAAACAGACUUACUGCUGUGGCUAGGUGUGUGUGUGCUGACCUCAUGGUGUAACAGGAGUAAAGAUGAGCAUUAGCAGUGAUGAGGUCAACUUCCUGGUCUACAGAUACCUACAGGAGUCAGGGUUCUCCCACUCAGCAUUUACCUUUGGCAUAGAGAGCCACAUUAGCCAGUCCAACAUCAAUGGUGCUCUGGUUCCCCCUGCUGCCCUGAUCAGCAUCAUCCAGAAGGGCCUGCAGUACGUGGAGGCUGAAGUCAGCAUAAAUGAGGAUGGCACGCUAUUUGACGGCCGGCCCAUUGAGUCCCUGUCCCUGAUCGAUGCGGUGAUGCCGGACGUCGUUCAGACGAGGCAGCAGGCGUACCGGGACAAAAUGGCCCAGCAGCAGGCUGCAGCUUCAGCGCCGGCGUCGACCACUGGGGGCACUAUCGCUGGCAAUGCCAAGAACGGAGAGAAUACUGCCAAUGGGGAGGAGAAUGGAGCCCAUGCCUUAGCAAAUAAUCAUGCAGACCUGAUGGAAGUGGACGGUGAUGUAGAGAUCCCUCAGAACAAAGCCAUGGUCUUGAGGGGCCAUGAGUCAGAAGUCUUUAUUUGUGCCUGGAACCCAGUCAGCGAUCUGCUGGCAUCGGGGUCUGGCGAUUCGACGGCUCGUAUUUGGAACCUGAGUGAGAACAGUACAAGCAGCUCCACACAGCUGGUCCUGAGGCAUUGCAUACGAGAGGGAGGACAAGAUGUCCCCAGCAACAAAGACGUCACCUCACUAGACUGGAAUAGCGAGGGCACACUGUUAGCGACGGGCUCCUAUGACGGCUUUGCCAGAAUAUGGACAAAAGAUGGUAACCUGGCCAGUACUCUUGGCCAGCACAAAGGUCCCAUCUUUGCCCUUAAGUGGAACAAAAAAGGCAAUUUUAUCCUGAGCGCAGGCGUAGACAAGACAACAAUCAUAUGGGAUGCCCAUACAGGAGAAGCCAAACAACAGUUUCCUUUCCACUCAGCUCCGGCACUUGACGUGGACUGGCAGAGUAACAACACGUUCGCCUCCUGUAGUACAGACAUGUGCAUCCACGUCUGUAAACUGGGGCAGGACCGACCCAUUAAAACAUUCCAGGGACACACAAAUGAAGUAAAUGCAAUCAAGUGGGAUCCCACAGGAAACCUCCUAGCCUCCUGCUCAGAUGACAUGACGCUGAAGAUCUGGAGUAUGAAGCAGGACGCCUGCGUCCACGACCUGCAGGCGCACAGCAAAGAAAUCUACACCAUCAAAUGGAGUCCCACUGGCCCUGGAACAAACAAUCCCAGUGCUAACCUCAUGCUAGCCAGUGCAUCAUUUGAUUCCACCGUCCGUCUUUGGGACGUGGAUAGAGGCAUCUGUAUCCACACGCUGACCAAACACCAGGAGCCCGUCUACAGCGUGGCUUUCAGCCCUGAUGGUCGCCAUCUGGCUAGCGGCUCCUUUGACAAAUGCGUGCACAUCUGGAAUACACAGACGGGAGCUUUAGUCCACAGUUACAGAGGGACAGGGGGAAUCUUUGAGGUUUGCUGGAACGCAGCGGGGGAUAAAGUGGGAGCCAGCGCAUCAGACGGAUCUGUGUGUGUAUUAGACCUUCGGAAAUAGUGCUGCCGUUUGUUGGAAGCCAUGGACCGACCAUGAAUGUGUACAUAGCCAAAUGACUGUCCCUGCCUGCCCUGCCCUGCGUACUGCUCACGCUUACGACUUCGGCCCCGCCCACCGACAGACAGGAAGCAGGGAACAGGAACAGGAAGCAAGCACCCGACACAGCAGGUCCAGACACAGGGGUGAACAGACGGACGGACAGACACAGAUGGAUAAACGUGCUGAUGGAAGCGGCCCUCUCUGUCUGCGCAGACUCUUAAAGAGAUGCAGCACGGACACGGCGAGAAAAGAAAAAUGAAAAAAACAAAACAAAAAAAAGUCAAAACUGAUAGACAAAAAAAAAAAAAAGAAAAAAAAGAAGAAGUUACAGAUCCGUAUAUGUACCAAAAUUUGGAAGCUGUUUUGCUUUUUUCGAUCUUUAAACCAUGCUCAUCGUCAUCAAAAUGAAAAAGUAUGAAAAAAGUGUUGAUCUUUGUUACUAGUCGGAUCUCAUCGUGCGGACAUAUCUCCACCACAAAAAUAGGAUGGCACUUAGUUUUUUUUAAAUUUCAGAACUCUCGUUUCGAUGUUUUUAUAUUUUCUAUCUUCGGGGGGAAGGGGCGGGGCGGGAGGGGGGCUUGGUGAGGUUUUACAGGUUUAGGAGGACGACAGACACACAAAACAGACACACACAAACACGCAGCCCAAACCAAACCGUUACGAAGAGCAGCGUCCUCGCCAUGAUUUCCAAACAGUGCAGCAAAACGAAGGCUUUUUCUUCUUCAUGCGUUUCAGCGAUUUCCACCUGCAGCUGGGAGUGGGUCUCAUGGUUAAAUGCAGUUCUUAAUACGUAGACACACUCUAGUUCCCCCUCUGUGCCUCCACGCAGGCAUGGAUAACACAGGUCAGGAUUCUUUUACCCCGCUGAUCAAAACUUUGUUGCCUUCAGUUUUUUGAAACUUAACAGCAACAGGAAUUUCCAGCUCAAAUACACAGUCGUCGAGGUGUCAUUUGACAAUUUUAAGACUACAAACAUCUCUAAUUGGAUUCAACUUCAGCUGUCUGAGACCAAAAGAGUGAGAAAACUCGGCAUCACGUUUCAGUGUCGGUGCUGCCGGAGGCAAGAAAACAGAGUAAAGUGUUACACAGUUAAAACGUGGAAGAUGAUCCCAAAAUGGAAAAGUUUUCUUUUUCAUUAGCUGGAUGACUUUUGAAGAAUUAAAGUUAGAUUGUGUGCAAGUUUAGCUGUGCAGCUACUUGUUUCAGCUAGUUUUAUUCUGGUUCUGGACGCUGAUGUAAACAGGCAGUUUUCAAACACCGAUCAGUCUGACUGUUAACAGGAAGUUUGCGCAUACCACGGGCCCUUUUCACGUUAAAUUUAAAUGAGACUUUUGAAUCUCUGCAAGUGACCAGUGCAGUUGCUGACAUUUAUACCUGUGCAUGGUGUGUGUAUAAUUCCACUGUUAGGUGGACUACAUGAAGUAGAAAUUUCAGGAUAAGAAACUGGCAGAAAGUCUGUGGUAGGGAGUAGCUUUGGAUACCGCCUCGAUCUGAUCAUGCUACCUGGUGAGCGAGGUCAGUUGUGGCUUUCUUUGCUUGGUUCUGAAAACAGUAAUUAUUUGGCUUUGCCAUCUUGGUUGAAUUCAAACAGUAACUUCAUAAAAGUCCCUAAAAUAUUUUUAUAAUUGAAACUUUAGGGUUUUUUUAAACAGUUUUUUAAAUAUGGUCACUCAGAUUUCCCCGGCAGGCAGCGGAGGGCCGCUCAGAGCGACCCUUUACAAGAAGAAGAAGAACAGGGACGAGCCGUCUGCGCGGAUCAGAACGCACUCGAGUGCGUUAGGAACUUAUUAGAGGCACCAAAGGACAAACAAACCAGACACAAACAAAUGGCUAAAAGUCACAGCGUGACGGUUUUGGUGAAUUAAAAGUAAAACAUGACGCUGCAUCUUUAGUGUGUUUUUUGCUCAUCUGCCCUCUCAUCGUCAUUCUUGGUUUUAUGCACCAAAAAUUCAGCUUAAAUUUUAUUCUGAAGGUCCCUGCUGACGAGACGUUUUAUACUCUUUUAAAGACAAAUUUAAAGUUUUUGUAAUUUCUUUGUAGAGCUGAAGAAAAAAAUGUGAAUUGAUUUAUUGGCAGUGUUAAUUUCCAUGUUGAAUAAAUUUUAAAGAUAUUUUUUUUGUUACUCUGAUGCAAACAGUAAAGGUUGACCCUGUAAUGUAAAAGCUUUCUGAGCUGAGCUGUCAUUCUGAAGGCACCUUUCCUGGGGAGCGUUUUCCCAGGAGCAAAUCACCACUAAAUUUGUCUAUGUUUUAAUAAAAAAAAAGUUUUAAUUUUUAUUUUGCUUGAAUCCAUUCGGGAAGCUUUGUCCCUGAAUCGCUGUCUCCUGAAAGUCCAUUAAACACGAGAUUGUAAUUCUUAAGUUGAGCCAGGUAAAGUUGGGAGUCACACAGAUGUUUCUUUGAGAGAGUCGCUCCAGACGCAGGUCAGCGGUCGAGUAUGGAGUUAUAUUUGUGUCUGCGUGUCAUUGCACACGUGAACAUGGCUGCUCUGUUGGGCACCUGCUGUGCGUCUGGGCAGGAGCUUCUCAGAUGAGAGCGAGGGAAACGUAACAGUUGGAAAACACCUAUAAAAGCUGAGACAACUAUAACUCAAUACGCGAGUUAAACCUCCGAACCAAAGAACUCAUUCUAGGUAAAAUCCACCAAAAUCCUAAUUGGCCAAAAAAAAGUGCAUCCAUGAAUGCAACUUCAGAGGUUUAAUUAAACCCAAACCUGCCUCGAGGAGAAGUUCUGCCUCUGAGAAAAGUUUGUACAAUUGCAAAUUAACUCAUUUCUUCUUCUCUACCCUGUAAUAAAUUUCUACUUCUGGGCUGACGGUUUUCAUGCAUCAGUGUUAAAAGUCUGAUAUUUUGUACCUGUUCUUUUUCUUUUUUUAACUUCCCUGUACUCAAAGCAUUCAAGUGCUGAAAUUCCUCCCAACAUGUCACACGGGCAGGGUCCCCCUGAUUUGGUCUGUGCCACAGAGUCAGCCCGGCAGCGCCUGCGAUGGGCUCCCCGAGCCUCUUUGUUUUUCUCUGCAGCUCGCAUCACUUUCAUGUGUCAUCAUUUAAGUCCGAUCAGUGAAACUUAAGUGCAGAAUAAAAUAUAUUUUGAUAAGA
Messenger RNA from Oreochromis aureus, 5096 nucleotides. Its product is annotated as F-box-like/WD repeat-containing protein TBL1XR1. The transcript has 16 exons. Lineage: Eukaryota; Metazoa; Chordata; Actinopteri; Cichliformes; Cichlidae. Gene Ontology annotation, cellular component: histone deacetylase complex. The record is from RefSeq and is a predicted model, not a curated record. Bases 413 to 1960 code for a protein of 515 amino acids. Gene Ontology annotation, molecular function: transcription corepressor activity; protein binding. Gene Ontology annotation, biological process: regulation of transcription by RNA polymerase II.